Molecule: messenger RNA, 1224 nt
Organism: Notothenia coriiceps (black rockcod)
Lineage: Eukaryota; Metazoa; Chordata; Actinopteri; Perciformes; Nototheniidae
Product: motor neuron and pancreas homeobox protein 1-like
Exons: 3
Coding region: 1-948 (315 amino acids)
Biological process (GO): spinal cord motor neuron cell fate specification; neuron projection morphogenesis; regulation of DNA-templated transcription
Cellular component (GO): nucleus
Molecular function (GO): sequence-specific double-stranded DNA binding; DNA-binding transcription factor activity, RNA polymerase II-specific
Source: RefSeq, a predicted model, not a curated record
AUGGAGAAAUCUAAAAACUUUCGCAUUGAAGCGUUGCUGGCGCACGACGUGGAGCAGAGGACGGACAGUGAUGGUGCGUCCCCGGGGUUGUACUACAGCAGAAGCCCUGGUGGCAGUCCUGUGUCAACCCGUGGCUCGGAGACGCCCUCCCCACGUCCAAACCCAACGAACUACUCUCCAGCCCUGCCAGGAGUACUAUCAGAGUCCCAGCUCUUCAGCCUGUCCCAGUCAGGAUACACUGCUCUACACCAUGGGGGUCUACUCGGUAUGCACCCAGCUUCCAUGUAUCCUCUGGCAGCCCUCGGAGGCCAGCACCCCGCCUUUAUGUACCCCGGCUUCACGCAGCUGGUCCAACCGUACCAUGAGCAGCUAAAGGGGGCACACAUGGCCGUGACGCACCCGCUUGAGCCCUGGAUCAGGGCCGGGAUGAUGAUACCCAGACUCGGAGAUUAUGGAGCAGCAGCCCAUGCUGGUUUGUUGGGGAAGUGUCGGCGCCCCAGGACGGCUUUCACCAGCCAGCAGCUGCUAGAAUUAGAAAACCAGUUCAAGCUCAACAAGUAUCUGUCCAGGCCUAAGCGCUUCGAGGUGUCCACUUCACUCAUGCUAACUGAGACUCAGGUUAAGAUCUGGUUCCAGAACAGGCGUAUGAAGUGGAAGAGAAGCCGCAAAGCCAAGGAACAAAAGUCACCUCUGACUGACACAGAAAAAGCUGCCAUGGAUAUACACAGUGCCAAGCCUCAGAGUGAUUCACACAGCUCCAGCCUGGAGGAUGAAGAGGAGAUAGAAGGGGAUGAUGAGGAUGAGAAAGAGGAGAUAGAGGUGCUGAGGGCGGCUUCUUUAGGCUCCGUAGGCUUCUCGAGGCACGCUGGAGGAGGAACAGGGAACUAUUACUCAGAGGAGGAGCCGGAGGAAGAAAGCCCAAGAACAAGAAGUGGGAUUUUCCCAUAGUUGCAAAUGGCAGCAUGCUUUUAUUGUACGUCUUUUUAUGUUUAUUACUCUUAGGGACGAUACACAAUGCAAUCAGGUGCACAAACAUGGUGGCAUGAAGAGGACCAUUUUUUUGUCAAAGGCCUGCCCAUAGUACUAUACCAUCCAAAAAAGCAAAAGGGUGCCGUCAUCUGCACAUCAGGCACAUCAGGCACAUAACGCAUCUCAUUAUACAAGAAUAAUGCCACAUUUGUGUUCCUCGACAUUUAUUGGUUUAUAUAGGCUAUGGUCAGUAAU